AUGGCCGAGAGGCGAGAGCCGAGCGUCAAGAGAGAGCAACAAAAAAUCUUCUCGCUCGGUAGUGUCCUCGCCCUCUCGGCUGUGGCUAGUGCCGCUCUGGCUGCCCCUCAACUGGAGUCUCGUCUGCGUCGGGAUGUCUCUGAGCUGGUGGAUCCUGCAGGAGCAGCACCCGUGGAGUAUCUGCCACCAGGCAUCACCGAGGCUGCUCUGCUAGAGGAUGUAGUCGAAGCUGAAGCUGAUCCCCAAGGCACUGUCCUAGGCGGCGAGGGCUACGAGUACCGCACUGUGCGCCGCCUGAAGCUCCGUCAUCGCAACCGUCGUGACGUCUCCCACUUGCAGGUGGCUCCUGCUCGUCAGUAUCUGCCUCCCAGCCAGGCCUAUCUGCCACCAGCUCCUGCUGCUCCUGCUGCUCCUGUUGCAGCACCCAUCGAUGACACCGAGGAGGUAGUCUCUGCCGCCGAGCCGAAGCUGGCGCUUGCCCGCGAGUAUCUGCCGCCCGUGGAGGUGAGCACUGAGGCAGCACCCCAGGAGGAGACCACCCCCCUGCCGGAGGAGCCCGAGGCCGAUGUUCGUGUGGUGGAUGUCCCCACCAAUGGAGCCGGGCAGCUGCUCGACGAUGGCUACCACUACCAGCAGCCCGCGGAGAUGCCCGCAGAGCUGCGCGAGGCGGCCCGGGAGUAUCUGCCACCUCUCGAGGAUGAGGCUGUAGUCGUAGAGGGUCCUGCCGAUGGCCAGAGUGCGGUCCUGACCAACGAUGGCUACCAGUACCGGGCCGUCAGGCGUUACAGAUUUUAA
Molecule: messenger RNA, 795 nt
Organism: Drosophila persimilis
Lineage: Eukaryota; Metazoa; Arthropoda; Insecta; Diptera; Drosophilidae
Exons: 2
Coding region: 1-795 (264 amino acids)
Source: RefSeq, a predicted model, not a curated record